Messenger RNA from Limanda limanda (common dab), 1262 nucleotides. Its product is annotated as endoribonuclease YbeY-like. The record is from RefSeq and is a predicted model, not a curated record. Bases 294 to 800 code for a protein of 168 amino acids. Gene Ontology annotation, biological process: rRNA processing. The transcript is spliced from 4 exons. Gene Ontology annotation, molecular function: metalloendopeptidase activity. NCBI's taxonomy places the organism in Eukaryota, Metazoa, Chordata, Actinopteri, Pleuronectiformes, Pleuronectidae.
UUAGCCAUUGUUUGUUUUUUUAAAUGACAGGAAAUGCGUGACUCUUCGCGACUACACGGGCAAACAAACCAGACCAGACUAACCCGGGUUAGGGUAAGGGAAGCUGGACGAGGAGGCUGCCGAUACGUGUCACCUUGAAUUCCUCCUGCUCGGAUGCUAACACCGAGCUAACAACAACAACAUCACAGGACUCGUCCACAGCGGCUGUCACCCGGGAGGGGGGGGGGCUGCUUGGUGUCCACGUGUCCACAUGUCCCUGCGCUUCUUCGUGGGUUUUUAAAAAGAAGAAGAAGAUGGGAGUAGUUCUCCGGAACCUCCAGAAGGUGGUGUCCCUCCGCCGAGCCCGGCUGCGCAGGGACGUGGACACGCUGAGACACAUCCUGGGGGUCCACAAGUUCGACGUGGGCAUCGUGUGCGUGGACAAUCACAAGAUCCAGCAGAUCAAUCACACCUACCGGAAGAAGAACGUCCCCACGGAUGUCCUCUCGUUCCCAUUCUACGAGGACCUGCGACCUGGGAAGCUGCCGUGUCCUCUUCAUAGAGACGAGCUGAACCUCGGGGACAUUUUCCUGGGUGUGGAGUUUGUGAUGAAGCAGUGUCAGGAGGAGUCUCUGGAUCUUCACGAUGCUCUCACUGUGGUCACUGCACAUGGGAUCUGUCACCUGUUGGGCUACCGGCACGAGACUGAGGAAGAAUGGACUGAGAUGCUGCAGAGGGAAAGCUACAUUCUCACCGAGUACAACCGACUCACAGGACGUCACCUGCAGCCACUGAUGAAGACAUGUGAUCAGGACAGAUGACAGUGGCUGCCACCAGCUGCCUUCACACUUCAACACUCAACUCGGUGUACUAUGGUGCUUGAUAUUGCUUGUACACGGCCAUGUAACCAGAUCACACUGUUUUAUUUACUGUCCUGACAAUAUGUUUACAACAUAAAUGUGUUGCUAUUGUUUCUGGAAGGACUGAAACAUGCAGCUACUGGUUCUGUGGACGUCCACAAACACUGGAUCCAUGUAUUGUUAUGGUUUUACACAUUAAAUUAAAAGUCUGUUCACUUUCUCUGUAAUAUUUUAUUAAAAUCUGCUGUAGGAAGAGUCAGUUGUGUAUGAAGGGUAGAAAAAGCUGUUCAUUCUUACUUCACAAAUACAUCUGACCCUCUUUGCACUGCGUCUGGGACAGGAUGUGGAGGAAGGCAGCACAUUUCUCAAAUGCAAAUUCAAAGUGGACAUUAAAAAAAAAAAACAUGUCUGAAUAACUUUUCU